CGUCCACAUAGAGUUCUUUCUGAAAGUAGACGUUGAGUUACCCCCCAGGACUAAUCUAAUAUGCCAACUUGUGCAGUAUUCCCGGCGCGUUCGACGCUCGUAUUCGUCCUUUCAUGGAUUGUUCUAACUUUGGGAACGAUAUCGGAAUCGGCGACACUGUCUGCUGCAAGCACACGGCAAAAGACUCUCCAUAUAUCGACAUGGUCCAUACCAUCAAGUUGUACCCCAAGCGGUCAAACGCCGCUGUAUACCCCAGAUACAGUCUAUCUUAUCGACACUUGCGUAUUCAUGGGAGAGAAUUACGCAACGGGGUCGACGCCCGCCAUGUACUGGUACGGACAGUACAAAUGGACUGCAAAAACCGGAACAGUUGAGAAAGUGCAGUGUCUCGAUUCAGGUUGUACCGUCUGUGCAGACCCGAUUGUAGUGGAGCAAGGUGUCGGUGUAGGACCAUGCGCGGCGAAAGGACUGGUGCUGGAUGAGGCUUGGAAUGCCACGAAAGCCGGACUACCUCGUCCAUAUAUCAACAACACGGACGUCUUCGUGCAAUCAUUUCUGCUCUCAGCAAAAGAUACUGCUACAUAUGUAGUUACAGGCACCUUUGAUCCAUUUUAUCGGAACUGCACCUCUGUGUUGACAGACAUGUGGGGUAUUUCAGAAGUUCGACCUCUUCUUGCCGGGACGUCCCUCCUAAACACAUACCUAUGCAAGACCGGGAGAUGCGACAUCGGAACGGAUUCGUGCCGGUUAGCAUACUCUGCCAGCGCAUUUAACGACGUGACUCUGCAACAAUAUAAUGCGUCCGUGAACGACCCUAUACCCGCCGUACAAGUUGAGACAUCAGAAGAUGGCUGGGGAGUAUAUGAUAGCGGUGUGCUGCUGGGCCAGAGUCAAAAUGUUUGGCCCAUUUACUUGGCACAUUUGGCUAACAACGACACGGAGUUACCAACGCCGACUUCAACAUACCUACCAACGCCUACGUCAACUUUUGAUGCCAACAGUACCAAUGGCACGGUUAAUGGCACGACGACCAAUUCGAGUCCUCAAGGCCGUAGUCUUAGCAUUAUUCACUCCAUAGUGCUAAUCGCUUUGACAUCCGCAAUCAUCCAGUUUGUUCUGUAGAUCACGAUAUACCUUAGACUAGAUAUCAGAAUUCAUAGGAUGUUGCAAGUUCUCUCUUGUUCCCUUAUUCAUCCUACAUACCAUAACAAAGGAGUGGGUGCUUUUAGUGUAGAAUCUAGUCACAGGAGAGAUAUGUCUUGUGAAUAUAUAGACUGUCAGAGGUUCUGUUUCUGUGGCCACUCAUGAGUAUUUCAUAAUGAUAUUAAGCU
Molecule: messenger RNA, 1331 nt
Organism: Spizellomyces punctatus DAOM BR117
Lineage: Eukaryota; Fungi; Chytridiomycota; Chytridiomycetes; Spizellomycetales; Spizellomycetaceae
Exons: 2
Coding region: 61-1122 (353 amino acids)
Source: RefSeq, a predicted model, not a curated record